GCUUGAACCCGUUUGUCAGCCAGCCCUUUGGCGUCUGCUAGCAGCGUACUCUCCACUCGGCGCUCCACUCCCCAGCCGUGCGUGUGUGUAGCUUUUUGAGUUGUUCACGUCGUUGGACGGGUUCGUAAGGAUUGUUGUUGUUGUUGUGUCGGCGGCGGUGGCGUGGUGGUGGUGUAGUGAUGGUGUAGCCCAACGCACACGCUGAUAAAACAGCAGCGACUUGAGCGGGCGAGUGUCACUGGCAGCGUGGUUGUGGUGGCGAUAGCGGGUGGUGGCGGUGGUGGUAGCGGUGAUGGUGGUUACAGCGAUGUGCGGCAGGGAGGCCAGUCACUGCGCCAUGUCCUCUGUGCCAGCGUGCGUUUCAGCUCGGUUAUCAGGACUUGCCAGGUCUGUAGGAGCCAUGCCAAGUGACGACUGCCAGAGGCCGAAUGCAGCUGUCUUUAGGAUUAUAUUCCCUUCGUGAACUCGCUUCGUCUGAACUGAUCCGUUGCUGGACGAAGCGUGGACCCAAUGCGCUCCCUCGCCAUCUUAGCUUCAGAGCCAAGAAAUGUCAGGUAGCAGAAGCAUUAGCAGCGAUCUCUGCAGGACUGAAGCUUGACGAGAGGUUUCCGUGACCAGUCCACCCACUGACCUACUAGUUCUCUGCAACACAAAUGCCAUGUUCUCAAGCACCGGCCAGCACCAGCCUGAACCUCCAUCCCAGCAGCGAACCCCCCCGACCUUCGCCGGUGGCAGCGGCGACCCCCAGCAGACGGGGUAUUCCAACCACGGGUACCCAACGCCUCUGCCUUCGGAGGCAGCUUGAACUGCAGUUCCCCGACCCCGCUACCUCCACGCGUCCAGACAGCAAGCAGCAAGCCCUACAGGAGGAGGGGCGGCCGGUCAUGCAGGCGAUGCUGCAUGCUUGUCGCCCCUGAACGACUACCCAAUGCCGUCGCCUUCCAACUCAGGCUGGGUGACGGCCAUGGGGGAGGCGACAGUGCAAUGCCCCCGCACUGGCAACCUGGUGCCGCACAACGCCCUCUCGCAGCAAGAGCUGCGCGAGUUCUCGAUGGCUCGCUCUCACGACUUCGCCUCCCAGCAACAUGUACCCCCACCAUCGUCACCUCACAUGAACCCUGGCAGCCCUGCCAAAUCCCCGCAGUGCACCGCGUACAACAACCAGGUGAUGUCCGCGGUGCUGGCGUCGAUGACGUUUGCAGGUGGGCAAAGGGGUGUGGUGGAAGCAGCAGGCUCGUUUUCGAUCGGAUCGCCAGAAGUGUCGCAAGGGUCGAGCCUUGACGCGUCGCCAGGAAAUGGGUUUUCGUAUGGCUCCGCGGACGACGAGCCUUUCAUGGCAGGCAACUCUCCUUUUCAGAUGAGCGGCGGGGAGGAGCUGUUCGGUUCGGUUCCCUCCGUUUUCACCCACCGCAUGAACGGUGAUUUGACCCUGGGAGUGAAUCUUAACACGCACACAAGCGAGCAAGGUGUCGCGGCGCAGAAUGUAGCUUUCAGCGCUGGUCAAACCUUUCAGACACAAGGGUCUCCUGUAAACAGCCCCCACAUGUCCCCUUUAGAAGUGCUCAGACAUUUCCCGUUGCAACAGCAGCAGCAGCAGCAGCAGCAACAACAACAACAACAACAACAACAACAACAACAACAGCAGCAGCAGCAGCAGCAGCAGCAGGUGUCUGGAACGGCCAGUGAAGGUUACUGCCGGCGGUCUCGGUCGGGGAUCGGAAAAAGCCCGACUCGGAAAAGCUCGGACCGCCAGUCGCCAGCUCCCUAUUCUCCGCAGCGGCGACCUCGCACGCACUCCGAGAGCUCGGCCACCGUGUCGGACGAACUAAACGACAUGAACCUCGGCACAGGGGUGCCUUCUCCGGCCGGCUCGUCGCUGUCCCCAGGCUGCGAGUCCGCCAUAUCUUCCCUGCAUGGUCUCCACGACAACCAAAUGGCAGCAUCCGACGCACAGACGUACGCCAUGCCUACCUCUGCUUCUGGAAACUACCUGCUGUUAGAGCAGUUGGUGAACUCCGCGGACACCCUGGGCCCCUUCUCAGCGAUGGACUCGUACCGGGAGGAGGAGGCGGAGUUGGCGGAGCUGUUGACCGCAUCCUCAGCAUUCGGGCUCGUCAUCUGUACAACAAGCACAAAGUUUUGUAUCGGAGCUCAUGUCGCUAGAGACGGUCAUGGACAGCAUUUCCACGGCUACUGGCGGGGGUUCGGACAUGUACGAGUCUUUCCCUCUGCUGGCGGACAGCGUCAUGGAGGCCACCUUACCCGAGCCACCGGCUGGCGCGGGCAUGAAUGAGGAAUCGGCAUCUCUUCCGCGAAUGGAGUCGGACGACAGUAUGAAGAUGUGUGUCGGCGAGCUGGACGUAUAUUCUGGAAGGAGGUCGGUAGAAGGCGAGAGCCCUUCCUCGUCAGACGGAUUAGCAUUCGGGGUGGCGGAGAACGGUAUGGGUAGAACAUUGUCCAGGCGCUGCACUCCCACCCCCGGCGAGCACGUGGCAGAAGGUUGGGGGUCGUCAGAGGGAGGCGCUGGCGCCGGGCCACACCCUUCGGACUUGUCGGGCUUGCCUUUCCCUCACAGCCAGGAGUCUGUGGUGCUGCACCCGUCCCUGGAGAACCCCUACAACCCCAAACUGCCCACCCCGCCCAUCGUCCUGACUCCUUUCACCAGCUACGAGACGUACAUGCGCAGCGAUGACAAUUUCGAUGAGUUCAUCUUCCGGACGUGCUCAACUACAGCUCUGCUGAUCUGCCACAGCCGUCGGCUGCGGCGGAGGAGUUUGCCGCGCCGCCGGCCGCCGACAGCAAUGGUGCAGUUCGGCAGAACGAGCUUGCCGCUGCCGUGCGACUGUCGGGUGGCGCCGAGUUCUUGCCGCAGGCGGGUGGCGUGUGGCGGACGACCUUCUCUAACGACCUGCCCUACAGUAGCAGCGACGUGCAGCAGCUGCACGACACGUCAGGGAGUAUGUACGGCUUGAGCCAGCAAGUUGGCGGCAACUCCCAGCAGCAGCACUGGCUUCGGACAGUGACCCAGGCAACCUUCCUCGAUACCACCGCUCACACUCCUUCCAGGACAACAGCCUGCGGCCGCAGGCCCACGGACUGGUCAGCUUGCAUCACUGUCACAGCGAUUCUAGCCUCGUGGACCACGGGGGAGGAAGUUUCGACAACUGCCACUUGGGGCUGGCGGCCGGGGGCAACGGCGGUGCUGGUGGGCGGGACGGUGGGAUUGUCCUGUCCGGGGGGCAACCCUUCGACGCCUGGUCGACCCCGGAAGCUUUUUCCGUAGACAGAAGAAACCGUCAUCGCUCGCGAUCGGCUUCUCCGUGCACCAACACUCGUGCAGAAAUCCUCUUCAAGCUACGAAAGGUGGUGGAAAGGCGACUGUCGGGGGCCGACUUCCGGAUUACCGGCAGCACUCACCGGAAGUGACUUGGCAUGACCUCCUGAACCCCUGCGUCCGCAUGCUUCUUUUCGGAUCACAAUAAGUGUAGUAAUUCACCUUUUUUUGUUUUUUGGUUUUUUCACUCACUUUUCAGGUGUUGGUGUCGAUUAACAAUACUGCCAGAGAUCAUCUCACUCACUGGAGUGACGGGGGGCGGGAGAUCGCAUUUCUGUGUACAUUUCUAUCGCCCGAUUUUCAACGCAAAAACCUAUUUUUUUACGAUAUUGUGCAUAAACGCGAGCUUUGUUAUACAUUCCCUAACAGAGAUCAUUAUGACAUUUUUGUGAACCCUC
This is a messenger RNA of Pomacea canaliculata, 3732 nucleotides long. Its product is annotated as ankyrin repeat and KH domain-containing protein mask-like. The transcript is spliced from 2 exons. NCBI's taxonomy places the organism in Eukaryota, Metazoa, Mollusca, Gastropoda, Architaenioglossa, Ampullariidae. The record is from RefSeq and is a predicted model, not a curated record. Bases 929 to 2293 code for a protein of 454 amino acids.